Molecule: messenger RNA, 456 nt
Organism: Triticum turgidum subsp. durum (durum wheat)
Lineage: Eukaryota; Viridiplantae; Streptophyta; Magnoliopsida; Poales; Poaceae
Source: the annotation of a GenBank genome assembly
AUGGGCAACGCUCUGCCGUGCUUGGUCGACCACGGCGUGAAGGCUCUGCCGGCGGCGGUGAGGCCCAGGCGGAGGAUGUACUCGCUCAAGCUUCUCAUGAAGGUCCUCCACAGGAUGAAGAGGACGCCGCGCGGCAACAAGAUUGGCGGCAAGUCCUCGCCGGAAUCCGAAGUAGGUGGGGCGGGUGUGAAGAGCAUCAAGGCUUCCCCGAGACGAGCGGCAGCGGCGGCGGGUCGUGGUGGCGGUGGCCAGAGGAAGGGCGUCGUGAGGGUGAAGGUGCUCCUCAGCAAGGAGGAGGCGGCGCGGCUGCUGUCGCUGACCGUGGGAGGCCAGAAGACGGCGGCGCAGAUCGUGGCCGAGAUCAAGAGGAUGGAGGCCCGCCGCGCCGCCGCCAAUGCCGCGGCGGCGGCCGGGUGGCGGCCCGCGCUGGCGAGUAUCCCCGAGGAGUCGUCGUAG